This is a messenger RNA of Harpegnathos saltator (Jerdon's jumping ant), 717 nucleotides long. RefSeq names its product THUMP domain-containing protein 3-like. The record is from RefSeq and is a predicted model, not a curated record. NCBI's taxonomy places the organism in Eukaryota, Metazoa, Arthropoda, Insecta, Hymenoptera, Formicidae. The transcript is spliced from 2 exons. Bases 190 to 378 code for a protein of 62 amino acids.
AUGCAGAAGUCUGUGCUCUGGCCCUAUGUCUAUGGUAUACGGACUACGAAGGAACGUGGAAUUAAACAAGUUUGAUUUGUAGGUUUCGAGUGGCAGGCGAUUAACAAACACAGGGAGAAGGUUACAAUUGUUAAGAUUAAUUUGCUAAGAUUGGCAAGUCCUAAACCAGGAGAUAUAGUAAUUGAUUCUAUGUGUGGUAGUGGAUCUAUUCCUAUAGAGGCAACAUUAGCUUGCUCUCAUUUAUGCAUUCUAUGUGGCGAUAAAAAUUCUAAAGUUCUGGAGAGAACAAAGUCUCAUAUAGAUGGUUCAGGAACUGCAGCCAGAAUAAAUCCCGUGCAAUGGCUGGCUUUAAAUUUGCCACUCAGAUUCGUUUGUUGACGUUAUUGUUACUGAUAUGGCAUAAGCCUUUUUUUUACAAAUUUCAUGUUAGAUGCUUAGUUAUGUUUAAAUAUUUUCGUUUUCUCUAAACAAAGUUAUUUACUUACUGUAGCUUUUUGGCAAGAGAAGUGGAAAGAAGUCAAAUAACGAACGUCUUUACGAACAAUUUUUACUGGAACUUGGCUGAGUGGUAAAAUUACAGUCUGGAUGAUUGGUUCUACUUACUCAUGACAAAAGAAGUUUCAAUUAUAUAAGUUAUUGACCAAACAAUUCCUGAUUAAUUUAUCCAAAUGAAGUGAAAUAUAACUCAGAUCAUUAAUAUAAAUUUUUAUUUCAGGA